ACCCCACUGUACAUCUCCAUAAAAAACAGCCUUUUUCUCAGACCUUACUCACAUCUUAACCUCAUCUGCUUCAUCUUCAGACCUAAACUUCUGCAAAAACCACAAACAUGAAGAUUCAAGUCAGUCUGCUGCUCACCUGCAUGCUUUUCUCCAAAGCUUUGUCACUGAAUUGUUAUCAGUGUCUGUCAGCAAUUUCUGAGUGCACAAAUGAACAGAUAACCUGUCCGGAUCAAUGUCUCGCUGCCACCACUUCUGUGUACUUAAAUGGUGCAAAGAUUUCAGAAAGCAAUAUGAAGACUUGUGGUGUGGCAGAAAUGUGUAUAAGCGGAAGCAUGAACCUGGGAAUGAUGAAAGUGGCCAACAAUGCCAAAUGCUGCACAACUAAUCUGUGCAACAGUGAAACAAUUCCAGCCCCAGCCAAGCAGGUGCCCAAUGGGAAAAAGUGUUAUACCUGUGAUAAGGACGGCUGCUCAGCGACACUGAACUGUGAAGGAAAUGAAGAGCGCUGCAUCUCUGCAUCAGUUCAACAAGCGAGCAACACCAUUCCAAUGAAAGGAUGUGUGUCCAAGAGCUUCUGCGAUGCGGCUAAAGGACAGAGCAUGUCAGGAAUGGGCGUAUCGAAUUUUAAGUGUUGUGAGGGGAACUUCUGUAACGGUGCUGAGAUCUUCACACUGAGUUUCCUCCUCAUGAUUGUCCCUCUGAUCACCUCCAUCCUCUUCUCCUAAACUAUGAGCUGAUGAAGGAUGUCACAGCAUUAUCUACUGCAAGCCUUGUAAUCGCAGGAAGCACUUAUAUUCUUUGUUAUAUAUAUGUCAUAUCCUGCUCAAUGUAUCAGAUAAUUCUCAUUGUUCUAUUAGGAGACUGUAUGAUGAUGAUGAGGAUGAAGAUAAAACCUUUAUGCACAGAACCACAAAAAAAAAAUGCAAAAGUCUCAAAAAUCACCAUCAAGACCCAAAGUCCUGUAAUCAACUGAAUAUUACUCAGGUUUAUAUAUUUUUUUUAAAACCAUUUUAAUAUAAAACAAAUUGCAAACUGUCUAUGGAACAUUUUUAUGCUUUAAAGUGAGAAAAGCAAAUUACUUGAUGUUUAUCUGCUCAUCAAAUAAAGAAACAUACAUACAAAAAAAGUCUUUAUUUUUGUACCGUAGACAUUUAGUUAAUGUUUUAAAAGUGAUUAAAAAGGAAGUGAUUGUAUUGAUUUGGAGGUUUAAUAAAUAGCAUACACAUGAA
Molecule: messenger RNA, 1229 nt
Organism: Tachysurus fulvidraco (yellow catfish)
Lineage: Eukaryota; Metazoa; Chordata; Actinopteri; Siluriformes; Bagridae
Product: urokinase plasminogen activator surface receptor-like
Exons: 5
Coding region: 108-725 (205 amino acids)
Source: RefSeq, a predicted model, not a curated record